UCCCUUAAAUAAGGCAAAAAACUACCGAAAUCAGCAGCAACGUACACGCACACAUACAUAUAAGCAUAAACGAAAGCAUUCAGCGAAACCGCAAUAACAGAAUUCAUUAAUCAAGUAAUCAAGUGUUUUACGAAGUCAUUAAACCAAAAAGAAAAAGUUCAAGAUCGACGCAUUUUGCUUAAGCGCUCAUCAAACGAAAAAGUAAUUGUUUGAAAAAUCGUGUAACUAAAAUAAAACUCGUUCAAUAAUAGCAUUAAUAUUAACAUAUUAUGAAAUCGCCUACAUUUUAGGGUUAUUAUAUUGAAAUAUGAUUGUCUCUUACAAAUAACGGUGUUGUGUGAAAUAGGAUUAGAGUAUAUCAAAUAGCAACUAGAAUUUUGAAGAUUUUGCAACUGAGCAGCAGGCACGCCAAGAACACAAGAAGAGUUUACACCCACUGCAGUUCAUCAUGGUACAGAUCACUGCCAUACCUAAUCAAUAAUUGCGCUAAUAUUCAACAGAAGAUAUCCAAAAAGUACUAAAAUAAGUCAUCAUAAUAACCAAACUCACACCGAAACCAAAAAAAAAAAUUUAAAACAGCCAUCAACAUUCCUAAAAUAAACAUUUAAUAGAUAACCACUGAUUGCAAUUCCAAGUAAUAAACUGGAUCAUUGGUAUUUUUAAGUCUAAGCGUCAAGAAUAAUCUACACUUGCAACAGCACAAAUUAGUUAUAAACAAAACUUACGGAAAUCUAAACUGUAAGCCGGAGCAGUAGCAUAAAACUCUUGGGUUGUAAUUGAAGUAAACAAAAAGGAACUCCGAAGAAUAUAUUAACACAAAUAACGCUAAGCAUAAUUUACUAAAAAUUAACUCGAAUAAUAAGUAACAAACUGAAAGUGGAGAAAAUUAAUAAAUGUUGCAAUACUCGCCAUAAAACUUAGGCAGCUAUAAGCAGUACAAUAUUGUAACAUAUACAGUAAGAACUCGAAUUUUAUUUUAUGCAGCACUGAGACACACGCACCAAAGCACUGAAGCUGCAAGAAGAAGUGAACGCCUAUUUUGCGAAAUCAACAAAGCUCUGCGACUAACUGCGACCAAGUAAAAGCUAGUGUACCAGUGGGCGUCAGAUCUGCGCAAAUGCGAAAAAAUGAUGUCGAUCAACGACGAAGAAGACGAUCACAGACGCCAUAGUGUGAGUAAAAGCGCCCAAAAUGCAACACUGCAAAAGCUUAGCGCCGGAAACCGUGAAAGUGCGAAGUCUAAAAUUAGGAAAAGCGGCAGUAGUAGCAGCAACCACAAACGCAAUAUAACUUAUUUGCAUUUUUUACGCAAAACUCGCAGAAAAAGCAACAAGCAUAGCUUUAAAGCAACCACGCCUACCACAAAUGCGCGACAGUGGCAAGCGUUAAACGCUUAUUGGCAAAAGCUGCUGGUCGCGCAUAAGCAGAGCUACGGCGCGGCCACACAUGUGGAAACGUCAAGCUUUCACCACGCGAAAAGUUUAGAAGACUUGCAUUUCAGUGAAAGCGCUGCCACAAAAUGCAUAAGCAAUACGUGCACAUGGAACAAUCAGUUGAGUUUUGAAAACGCGAAAGACAGUCGUGAAAUGAAGCGAGUAUGUGGCAUGGUGCGUAGCAAGAGUGCGUCGAGCUUAAGCAGUAAAAGUAGCAGCACUUCGCAGCCACAAUCGAGUUGUAGUGGUAACAGUGACAGUCCCGUAAAAGCUGGAGGAAAGUACAGUAGAAAUCGAAGCGGGAAAAAUUGUUACAAUGCUGGCCAUAAGCGCAGCAGAACCGACUGGCCAGACAAAGACAGAACCUAUAUAAUUAUAAGCAAUAACCGUGAACCAAACGGCAGCUAUCUUAGAGGGCCGCAAUCAACCGAAAGACUGUGCACACGCAAAAAAAGACGCUUGCGGCGGCGUCGAAAAAGAAAGGACAUUCAACGUGCAGAACACCUAAUUCAUUAUCUAGACGCAGCUAGCAAGCAACAGCUAGUAAACACAUCUUCAUCAAUAGUAACGACAUUUGACGCACAACAGGAAUCACACCAAACUUCAACUGAUUCACACAUACAACCAGCAACAAUAGCAACAGCCACAGCGCCAACGCCAGCAGACACAAAUCACAACAUGCUCGAGAGCAUGUCAACAACAGCUGAGUUAUUGUCGUUGGCAAAAAUAACAGCAGCGCAAAAGUAUAUGUCGCCAGCUAGCGAGACACUUCCGAAACUUAGCGAUUCUCUUAAGCACCACAAUAAAAGUUGCUGUAGCGGCAAUGCGACUGCUGUGCAACAACAAGCAAAGAAAGGCAAUAAAGGUGCAACAAUAAAUGUCACGCCGUCAUUUUCAUCGGCAGCGCUCACCGCAACGCCUGCCAUAAGAUUGCCGACAUUUUACGCAGCCACCACGUUGCGCCUCUUCUUAACCACAUUGACUACAUUGAUUGCCAGCACAACACCCACGACGUUCACAGCCACAAAAUACUCAUGGAUAUUUUUAUGGAUAUAUGUGAAUUUAACUGCUAGAGUUGGUCUAGCAGGAUAUCAUGAAAAGAGACUGCUACAUGAUCUAUUAGAUCCUUAUAAUACUCUAGAGCGUCCGGUUUUAAACGAGUCGGAUCCAUUACAAUUAAGUUUUGGUUUAACUUUAAUGCAAAUAAUCGAUGUGGAUGAGAAGAAUCAGUUGCUCGUCACGAAUGUUUGGCUGAAAUUGGAGUGGAAUGAUAUGAAUCUCCGUUGGAAUACAUCCGAUUAUGGCGGCGUUAAAGAUUUACGCAUACCGCCGCAUCGGAUAUGGAAACCGGAUGUGCUGAUGUACAACAGCGCUGACGAGGGUUUCGAUGGCACAUAUCAAACGAAUGUGGUGGUGCGCAAUAACGGUUCGUGCUUAUAUGUGCCGCCGGGCAUAUUCAAGUCCACAUGCAAAAUCGACAUCACAUGGUUUCCGUUCGAUGAUCAGCGCUGCGAAAUGAAAUUCGGCAGUUGGACAUACGAUGGAUUUCAGCUGGACUUGCAAUUACAAGAUGAAACUGGCGGUGAUAUCAGCAGUUACGUGCUCAACGGCGAGUGGGAACUAUUGGGCGUGCCUGGCAAGCGUAACGAGAUCUACUACAACUGCUGCCCCGAACCGUAUAUCGAUAUCACCUUCGCGAUCAUCAUUCGUCGCCGCACGUUGUACUAUUUUUUUAAUUUGAUCAUACCGUGCGUGCUGAUCGCAUCGAUGGCGCUGCUGGGCUUCACGCUGCCACCAGAUUCAGGAGAAAAACUAUCGCUGGGUGUUACUAUUCUGCUGUCGCUCACCGUCUUCCUCAACAUGGUGGCUGAAACAAUGCCCGCCACAUCCGACGCCGUGCCACUGUUAGGUACAUAUUUCAAUUGCAUAAUGUUUAUGGUAGCUUCAUCCGUUGUGUCAACGAUUUUAAUAUUAAAUUAUCAUCAUCGAAAUGCUGAUACGCACGAAAUGUCCGAAUGGAUACGCAUCGUAUUUCUAUGUUGGCUGCCAUGGAUUCUACGCAUGAGUCGUCCUGGUAGGCCACUGAUACUGGAAUUCCCCACGACACCGUGCUCGGACACAUCAUCGGAACGCAAGCAUCAGAUAUUGUCCGAUGUUGAACUGAAGGAGCGCUCCUCGAAAUCGCUACUCGCCAACGUGCUCGACAUCGACGAUGAUUUCCGACACAACUGCCGGCCGAUGACGCCCGGCGGCACUUUGCCGCACAAUCCCGCAUUCUAUCGCACCGUUUAUGGUCAAGGCGAUGACGGCAGCAUCGGUCCGAUCGGUAGCACCCGCAUGCCGGAUGCCGUUACGCAUCACACGUGCAUCAAAUCAGCAACGGAAUAUGAACUAGGUUUAAUUUUGAAGGAAAUUCGCUUUAUAACCGAUCAGGCCAAAGCUUUUCUCACUUUCACCAUCGUUCCAAAUCCUCAUUAGAAGCAGCAAUUCAGCAGGAUUUUUGCAAAAGGGUCAGAUUAAUGGACAAGACAUUUGGUAAUAUAAAAUUUGUUCGAGUGCGUAUGAACCGUUAUAAAAAUU
Messenger RNA from Bactrocera latifrons, 4013 nucleotides. RefSeq lists its product as uncharacterized. Gene Ontology annotation, biological process: regulation of membrane potential; nervous system process; chemical synaptic transmission. Lineage: Eukaryota; Metazoa; Arthropoda; Insecta; Diptera; Tephritidae. The record is from RefSeq and is a predicted model, not a curated record. Bases 1128 to 3911 code for a protein of 927 amino acids. The transcript is spliced from 13 exons. Gene Ontology annotation, cellular component: postsynaptic membrane; neuron projection; synapse. Gene Ontology annotation, molecular function: transmembrane signaling receptor activity; acetylcholine-gated monoatomic cation-selective channel activity.